Messenger RNA from Dreissena polymorpha, 4332 nucleotides. RefSeq names its product probable tubulin polyglutamylase TTLL9. Bases 191 to 1735 code for a protein of 514 amino acids. The transcript has 18 exons. Gene Ontology annotation, cellular component: cilium. Gene Ontology annotation, molecular function: tubulin-glutamic acid ligase activity; tubulin binding. Lineage: Eukaryota; Metazoa; Mollusca; Bivalvia; Myida; Dreissenidae. The record is from RefSeq and is a predicted model, not a curated record. Gene Ontology annotation, biological process: protein polyglutamylation; microtubule cytoskeleton organization.
UUUUAUACGAUAAAAAUAGCAAAUACCGUUGCUUACGUCAAAGAACGCUUUACGAUGUAAACAAACAACUAAGUUAAGAAUUAGAAUAUCUGAUAUGAUUUGCGCAAUCAACCAUUCCACACUACAUUUAUGAAGCAUAGGUGCUGAUUUCCAGUUCUUAUUGGUAAUGUAAAAUAGACAUCUUCAAAAAAUGUCAAAACCCAAUAGAGUUCCUGGUUACAUGCAGUCAAAGGGUAACCGCAACAGAGGGCCUAUAGGUGAUAGGGAGAUACGGUACAAAUGUUCGAUGACAAACACUAUACUAGAUGUGCUGCGCGCUAGACCAGGCUGGCAGGAAGUGGCAGGCCCCAAUGUGAGCGCUCAACAGCAACAACAGCAACAACAACAGGGAGCCACAAAGGGGUCAGCUGUGUCAAGCACGCAGCAAGGAAAAGACAAAUCAGGUAGUUCCCAGAAUCCUGCCCCAAACAAGGAGCCCACAAACACAACCACCAGUUUUAAGACUAGUGACGGUGACUGGGACUUCUUCUGGUGUGACCGGGAAUGGCUGCACGCCAACUAUGACUCCAUGUUCCUGCAGGAGCACCAAAAGAUACUUCAUUUCAGGAACCAUUAUGAGUUAACGCGUAAAAAUCUGAUGGUUAAGAACCUGAAAAGAUUGCGCAAGCAGACAGAACGAGAACAGGGGAAAAAGGAGGCUGAGAGUUUCGACUUUUUUCCAACGACAUAUGAGCUGCCUACACCAGAUUAUGAAAAACAUGGAUGGACAGAUGACAAUCAAUGUAAAGGUGGCACUUUCCAUAGCGAGUAUCACAUCUUUGUGGAGGAGUUCAAGAGGCUGCCGGGGAUCAUCUGGAUCAUGAAGCCCGCAGCCAAGUCACAGGGACGGGGUAUCUUCCUCUUCCGGAAACUCAAGGACAUCACCGACUGGAAAAAGGGUGAAUACCAGCCCCUGACUGACCCUAAUAGAGAGGUACCCGAGACCUAUGUGGUGCAGCGUUACAUAGAAAACCCUUACCUGAUUGGAGGACGAAAGUUUGACAUUCGCGUCUAUGUUUUAGUUGUUUCUUACAACCCACUGAAAGUAUGGCUGUACAGAGGCGGCUUUGGAAGGUUUUCUAACUCCAGAUUCUCUCUUGAUUCCAUAGAAGAUACCUACGUUCACCUGACCAAUGUGGCGGUGCAGAAGACAGCCCCUGAUUAUGACCCUGAUAAGGGCUGCAAGUGGGCUACCCAGCAGUUACGCCAGUACCUGGCAGCCAAGCAUGGAACAGAGGUGGUGCGGAAGGUCUUUCAGGGCAUCGACAACAUCAUCAUCAAGAGCCUGCACAGUGUCCAGAAGAUCAUCAUCAAUGACAAGCACUGCUUUGAGAUGUAUGGCUACGACAUACUGCUGGAUGCAAACUUGAAACCGUGGCUGAUAGAGAUCAAUGCAUCGCCAUCACUCACUGCUAGUGGGAAGGAGGACUAUGACCUCAAAUAUGGCGUCCUAAAUGAUGUCCUCAAUGUGCUUGACUUGGAGAACAGGUUAACUGGGAAGGAGAAGAGAGUGGGUGGGUUUGACCUCAUCUGGGAUGACGGGCCUGUCAACGCAGACGAUGGCUCCAUGGAGUGCAGUAUCAACAGCUCAGCAACAACAUCCAACUCAUUCCUAGGGUGCUACUGUGACAGGAAGAAGCAGUUGCGAGACAUCUUCACAGCCGCGCAGGCUCUCAAGAAGACUGCAACCAGCUGAAGAACCUUGGAGAUAAUUGUAUCCAUAGUGACUCACAAAGACCUGCAAGACUUCCUGUGAAUGUGUCAAGUGGCUUUGUAGUUCGGUCAGCAUUUGAGUCGUGUUCUGGGAAAACUGGUCUUAACCCUUUGCAUGCUGGGAUAUUUGUCGUCUGCUAAAUUGGUGUCAGCUGAAUUUCUAAAAUCAUCAUUUCCUUCUCUUUUUUUCAAAGACCACUAUCAGAAUAGCAAACAGUUUGGAUCCUGAUCAGACGCCACAUUUUAUGGCGUCUGAUCUUGAUCCAACCUGUUUGCAAAGGCCUUUAAAAUUCUGUUCCAGCGCUAAAAGGGUUAAUGCAUGUGCAUGCAGCAUUCUGCACAGGCUUAUCUGGGUGGUCACUCAACGCUUUAACUUUAUUUUCUUAAAGAGACAUCCAUUUAAACAAAAACACCAUAAAAGCAGAAAGUGUUGUCCCUGAUAAGCCUGUGAAGAUUGGACAGGCUAACCUGGGAUUACACAUUAUGCUUAUGCAUUAGGCCAAAUGUUCCCAGAAUGUGUUGCUGACAUUUGAAAGGAUAUGAUUUGGGGACAUAAUAACUUUUCAAAUGUUUUUUUUUUUUAAUGUCACUGACCGAGAAGUGAGCUUGGAUCAUUCAACUGUUUUGUUUUCAUCAAUUUUUUCUCAGGUUACAGUGGCAUAGAAUGUUGUGUUGAGAACAAUCAGCUGAAACCUGCCUUUCAGAUAAAUAUUCCUGAUUAUUUGUCAUUAACAGGAAAUAUAUAUACUCAAAAACUAAUUAUUGUUGUUCGAUAUUCUAGGAGAUACUCAAAUCUCAUCUGAGUUUAGCAAAAAAGGGGAGAAUGUUCCUAAUACUGGGGGUCUGUCAUUGCAUGUUCUCAGGUGAGCACAUAGGGUAAUCACGGCCUUCAAGUUUUUCUUCACCAAUUGUGAUUUUUAGCGCGGCUGUUUUCCGCGUCGUUCUAAAACCUUGACAUUUGUCUCUAAAAUCAAAGUGCUUCCACCUACAACUUUGAAACUUCAUAUGUAAAUGCACCUUGAUGAGUUCUACAUGCCACACCCAUUUUUUGGGUCACUAGGUCAAAGGUCAAGGUCACUGUGACCUUUAAAAAAAAAAUUCUGACAAGCUUUUAUGUAUUCAAAACUGCACACGUAGCCGAGCCUGGCACCCGUUAUGCGGUGCUCUUGUUCUCAUUUGUCAUGGGGAAAUUGUACUUGACAUUCACUGUGUACCAUUCAAACGCUAAAACAUGCAAUAUUUCUUUGACUGCUGUUAACCAGUGAUGAUUGUUUCCAUGGCAACAUGUUUAAUCUAUGAGUGCAGAUUGUUAGAAAAGUUUCUUUUAAUGUUGCAUUUUGUUCAGGAACUUUUCCGACCAAUCCGUCCAUUUUAUUUUUUCCCCAAUAAUUAUUUUUAUGCCCCCUUUCAAAGAAAAGGGGGCAUAUAGUGAUCGGACUGUCUGUCCGUCCGUCUGUCUGUCUGUCCGUCUAGCUGUCACACUUUGCGUUUAGGUUUCGAAAAAUGCUCAUAACUUCUAUGUCCCUUGAGAUAUAACCUUCAUAUUUGGUAUGCAUGUGUAUAUGGACAAGGUCUUUCCAUCACACCCAAAAAUUUACCCCUGUGACUUUGACCUUGAACUUAGGGUCCGCGUUUAGGUUUCAAAAUCUGCAUUUAGGUUUCAAAAAAUGCUCAUUAUUUAUAUGUCCCUUGAGAUAUAACCUUCAUAUUUGGUAUGAAUGUGUAUAAGGACAAGGCCUUUCCAUACGCACACAAUUUUUUACCCCUGUGACCUUGACCUUGAACUUAGGGUCCGUGUUUAGGUUUUCGAAAUCUGCGUUUAGGUUGCGAAAAAUGCUCAUAACUUCUAUGUCCCUUGAGAUAUAACCUUCAUAUUUGGUAUGUAUGUGUAUAUGGACAAGGCCUUUCCAUACACACAACAAUUUUGACCCCUGUGACCUUGACCUUGAAGUUAGGGUCAGCGUUUAGGUUUCGAAAUCUGCGUUUAGGUUUUGAAAAAUGCUCAUAACUUCUAUGUCCCUUGAGGUAUAACCUUCAUAUUUGGUAUGCAUGUGUAUAUGGACAAGGCCUUUUCAUACGCAAACAAAUUUUGACCCCUGUUACCUUGACCUUGAACUUAGGGUCCACGUUUAGGUUUCGAAAUCUGCGUUUAGGUUUCGAAAAAAGCUCAUAAUUUCUAUCAAGCGUUUAUAGGGGGCAUAAGUCAUCCUAUGGUGACAGCUCUUGUUCAAUAUUCAAGAUAGCAACUUGAUAUUUGGCAUGCAUGUGCAUCUCAUGAAGCUGCACAUUUUGAGUGGUGGAAGUUCAAGGUCAAGGUCAUCGUUCAAGGUCAAAGGUCAAAAAAAUAAAAUAAAACAAAUUCAAAGCAGCGUUCUCAUGAAGCUGCACAUUUUGAGUGGUGGAAGUUCAUGGUUAAGGUCAUUCUUCAAGGUCAAAGGUCAAAAAAAUAAAUAAUUCAAAGCGGCGCAAUAGGGGGCAUUGUGUUUCUGACGAACACAUCUCUUGUUUUAAUUUCUUCUUGUACAUAUUUGUUUUGUAUAUUUAAAUUUAUGUUUUGCAAUAAAUUUCUUGAAUGAUAAA